Anolis sagrei ordinatus is the source of this 753-nucleotide messenger RNA. It is a transcript of the gene CIMIP3, whose product is annotated as ciliary microtubule inner protein 3. NCBI's taxonomy places the organism in Eukaryota, Metazoa, Chordata, Lepidosauria, Squamata, Anolidae. The record is from RefSeq and is a predicted model, not a curated record.
UUCUAUGGUGUUGACUGUGUAGAUGGCCCCGAGGGUGGGUUUCCCCCUGGACGUGGCUCUUCUGUCCGGCUGGCGUCCCUUUCCCGAGGCGAGGGGGCCCUCCGCGCCGCUCUGACGCCGCUCCCCGGUCACAAUGGGCCCGGACUAUAGGACGGGGAGAGGCGCUUUCCCGGGCGCAGAGAGGGAGAGGCGCCCGGCGGCGGCGGAGGUCACCAUGCUCCCGGUGGCCUUGGCGGCGGAGGCAGUCCAUCCAUCCCCCCUUUUUGGCUGCGUCUCUCCAGGCGUUUAAGAAGAGCAGGAGGAAAAGGAGGAGGCGCCGAGGCUGCAGGUGACGCCAAAGGAUUCCCUUCGAGACCCAAACGUCUAUGAAAAUCAGAGCACUCGUCCAUGCUACAUGAUGUCACAGAAGAAGAAACCAGCCAAAGCAUCGGCUGGUGGGCACAGCCAAUUUCCAGUUGCUCUGGGUUACAAGAUGGAGCAGGCUUUAGUUUCAGAAUAUGUCCCCGUUGUCCUACACCCUGGGGGAUACAAAUCUGAGUCUCUCAACUUUGCUUUCUACAACCCCAACUAUACCAAUUCAUACAAUCCAUUUUACACCUUACAGAAACCAACCUGUGGUUAUCGAUAUUGCCGAGACACAGACCACAGAAGGAAGGUAUUAGAUGUAGAAAGGGUAGAUCUCCCAAAAUGGAGAAAAAUCGUGGUGAAGAAGCCAGGUGUGUCUUCUACAGGCUCAAAACACUGAAACUGUCA